UCUACCAGACGAAAUAGAUGACAGGAAAACAAGAUGGUUAAUAGUGGGUAUCUGUCUUCAUACAAUCAUAUCUCCAGUACUGAGGAAAUAUGUUGUUCCCGUUGUUACGAGGCUGUUUUUUUCUCUAAUAAGUCGGAACAAAAUUCAUAAGCAAACUUAUGGAAGUCAUCUAAAGAUAUUUGAUCUGACCAACACAGAACUGAAUUAUGAAGCAAUUAAUAAAAACAAAACUAAAUAUGGAAGUGAUAGGGCUCUUUAUGAUUAUAGAGUCAUGAGUCCUGUGGAUUUAUCCCGAUUAUUCCUUCAGACUCAUAUGGCACAUUUCACAGCAUUUGAUAACUCGUGUGAUUCAUCUGCCCUACUUGGAAUCAUUGUUAACAUUGGCAAAUUUCCAGCAGUUGUAGAGUCUGAUGCUAGAAAGAUACGAUCAGAUGUACAGAAUCCCUGGACACAUUGGGAUUUUACAGAAUGGACUUCUAUAAGAUAUAGAGAUUCAUUCCAGUCGAUGAGACAUCUUAUUAGCAACCUCAGGCUGAGUAACAGAGAGGAAAACAAAAUCCAAUGUGAUCUACAUAGCUGGGCAGGAAAAGGAGAUUAUUUUGUGAGAGGAAUAAAACUUGAUUAUGAGGUGGUAAAGGAAAUCAGUCAACAGACGCACGUUCUCAGCGAAUAUGUACAAACUUUGUGUACAAAAACAGAAAGUCAAUUUAUCACCAAAUUGCAAAUCAAAUUAAAGGAUUUAGAAAACGACCUACAGGAAAGUAUAACUACAGAGCAUGGGAAAGAAAUAACUCAACAUGAUCAAGAAAUAAGUGAAUGGGAGCAAGAUCAAACUACCUUUGUUAAAAUCAGAGCAACACGUCACAUUCUGAAAUAUCUACCCUUGAAUAACUGUAUUGUUGUGAUAGGAAGCUCAGGUUGUGGCAAAUCGUCAAAUAUACACCAUGCUGCCUUACACUUACGUGACAGAUAUGAAUAUGAGAUAGUACCUGUGUUAACAGGACCAACAGACAUUAUAAACUAUUAUAAUGAAAACAAAAAUCAAGCCUUUGUUGUUGAUGACAUCUGUGGAAAAGAAACAAUCAACAUGCAGGCAUUACAGAUGUGGAGAGAUUAUUCAACAAAAAUAGAGAAAAUUUUUGAAAUGGCAGAAAAAGGUGUAAAGAAUAAAACUGAUGCCAUUGUCUCAAAAGUAUCAGGUCCAAAAUUAAUUGUUUCCUGUAGACCGCAUAUAUAUAAGGAAUCACAGUUGCAACUUUUCACAUGGUUAUCAAGAAUGGAAUGCAAUUUAUCAUCAGAAAAGUGGGGUCUGCUAAAAGAUGAAAAAAUGUUUAUUGCAAAUAUGUACUUUUCAAAUGACAUAACUGACAAAAUAAAUGUCACACAAGUCAUGGAGGAAGUGGAUUUUUUUCCAUUGUUCUGUAAGUGUUCAGAAUACAAAUCAUCUGAGGAAGUCAUCAAACCAUUUACAGCUCAAGUGGACACUAUUACAAAGAAUGUAUACCACAUUGUUCAUACACAUAAAGAACAGUUCUGUGCUCUUGUUCUGUGUAUCCUUUUCGAAAAUGGAUUCAAUAUAGAUUGGCUGGAAUUAUAUUUAGCUUCUCAGAAUAUGGAAUUAUAUUUAGCUUCUCAGAAUAUGAAGGACAAACUUAGAGACAUUUUAAAAGAAUUUGACAUAGACUUCAGCAAAGAAAUGUACAGAAAAUCAUUAAGAUUUGGUUUUUCAUCCUUGAAUGGUACCUUUUUAAAACGAAGAGGUACACAUUAUAAAAUGAUACAUGAAAAAAUGCACCAAUUGGCAGCUGUUAUCUGUGGACAGCAUCUUACUGAAUGUUUUAUCAAAUAUGCUCCUAUUAUAUUUAUACGUGACCAAUUUAUAUUUGAAUCUAUUUCGAAAGGAAAGGCAAGUGAUUAUCUGAUAUUACUAUCAGAGGACAAAGAAGAAAAUUAUUUUGAAAGAUUGCUAAAGGACUUAAAAGAGUAUGUCAUUACAAGUACAUUCCAUAAUAAACAGUUAACAUACCAGUCAUUCAUUCAUAAGUUAAUAGGCUUUUUUGGAAGAAAUAAUAAAGCAAUAACAUUACUAAGGACAUUGGAUACUGAAGGUUGCGAAACAAAAGGAGUUGAUUAUUAUGAAACAUUUCGCACGACACCUUUGAUAGAAUCAGCAUCUGGUGGUUACUCUGAUAUAGUUCACUUUCUGAUUGCUAUCAUUAAAAGUAAUGUGGAAAACGAAGAUGGGAGAGGCAGAACAUCUUUAUAUAGAGCUGCCGAAGGCGGGAACAUUAAUGUUGUAAAACUGUUACUAGAGAAGAAUGCUGAUGUGUUACAUUGUAAUUAUGACAAAGAAUCCCCAUUGUAUGUGGCUUGUAAAGGAGGACAUCAAACAACAGUGGAACUGUUUCUGCAAAACGAUGCUAAUGUCUUGCAGUGUGAUAACGACGAAAAGUCGCCUUUGUAUGUAGCCUGUGAAGGAGGACACAAAGAUAUAGUCGAAAUGUUGCUUAAUUAUAAGGUUGAUAUAUUUAAGUGUAAUUACGAAGAAAGGUCGCCAUUGUUUGUGGCAUGUGUAGGAGGACGUAUAGAUAUAGUUGAACUGUUACUGCAGAACAAUGCUGAUAUCUCUAAAUGUAAUAACGAAGAAAAGUCGCCAUUGUAUGUUGCCUGUGAAAAAGGACAUGCAAAUAUUGUGGAACUGUUACUGCAGAACAAUGCUGAUAUCUCUAAGUGUAAUAACGAGGAAAAGUCGCCAUUGUAUGUUGCCUGUGAAGGAGGACAUGCAGAUAUUGUGGAACUGUUACUGCAGAACAAUGCUGAUGUCUCAAAGUGUAAUUACGAGGAAAAGUCACCAUUGUAUGUGGCAUGUGAAGGAGGACAUAGACUUAUAGUUGAACUGUUACUGCAGCAGAACAAAGUUGAUAUCUCUAAGAGUAAUUACGAGGAAAGGUCGCCAUUGUUUGUGGCAUGUGAAGGAGGACAUACAAUUAUAGUAGAACUGUUACUGCAGAACAAUGCUGAUAUCUCUAAGUGUAAUUACGAGGAAAAGUCGCCAUUGUUUGUGGCCUGUGAAGGUGGACAUAAAGAUAUAGUGAAACUGCUACUGCAGAACAAUGCUGAUAUAUCUAAAUGUGAUGACCAGAAAAAGUCGCCAUUACAUAUGACCUGUGAAGGAGGACAUACAUAUAUAGUGGAACUGUUAUUGCAAAAAAAUGCUGAUGUCUCGCAGUCUGACGAUGAGGAAAAAUUAUCAUUGUUUGCGGCAUGUGAAGGAGGACACAUAGAUAUAGUAAAAUUGCUGCUACAUUAUAAGGCUGAUAUUUCAAGGUGGAAUUACGAGGAAAAGUCGCCUUUGUUUGUGGCCUGUGAAGGAGGACAUACCGAUAUACUUGAACUGUUGUUGCAGAAUAAUGCCGAUAUCUCUAAGAGUAAUUACGAGGAAAAGUCGCCAUUGUAUGUUGCCUGUGAAAAAGGACAUGCAGAUAUUGUUGAACUGUUACUGCAGAACAAUGCUGAUAUCUCUAAGAGUAAUUACAAGGAGAAGUCGCCAUUAUAUGUGGCCUGUGAAGCCGGGUAUACAUAUAUAGUGAAACUGUUACUUCAGAACAAUGCUGAUGUAUAUGCAUGUGACUACGAGAAAAAGUUGUCAAUGUAUGUGGCCUGUGAAAGAGGACAUAUAAAUAUAGUGAAACUGUUACUGCAAAACACUGUUGAUGUCUCUAUGUAUUGUGACAGGUGGAGCCGGAGGUCGCUAUUGUAUGUGGCCUCUGAAAGCGGACAUCAAAAUAUAGUGGCACUAUUAAUACAGAACGAUUUUGACAAGUAUGUACAACACUGAAAGCUGAUGUUGAGAUGCAACUUGCUUCUUUUGAACUGGAUAACUCUUUUCGAAAUGAGAAGUAAUAUUUGCGAUAUUUUGAAACUGACCAGCUAAUGCUUGCUACGAAUCUAGAAGAUAGAUUGUGUAAUAAAAAACGUCAGUCAACACUUGAUAUUGCCCCUAAGGCACAGUGGAUGGAAAUUUAUCAUAUUUCGAGUCAAAUUUCCAAUUUUGAUAACAGCUUAGAGUUGUGACUAAAACAAGUUAUUUUAUCUGUAUUGUUAACUUCAUUAGAAAAAAGUGUCUGUAUGUUAUUCGUUUAUGAAACAUGUCAGUAUAUAUAUAUAUAUAUAUAUAUGAAAUUGAUGCAAUUAAAUAUGAGUAUGAAUAAAGAGUGUAAAAAACAGUUCUGUAUAUGUAUAAAGUGUAUGCUUUUUAGCUAGUGUGUGCAUGGAGUAAAUGCAUUUGUCAGUAGUGUUUAGAGUGUGUGUAAUUGGUCAGUGUAUUUAAUCUGUAUGUUUUUCUUUUUUGGUGUUAUACCCUUUUAUCUGCUUUUUUUGUAUAAUAUACUUUUUAUUACAGAAAUUUAUAAUCGAAUGUUGGACUUUAUCACACAACGGAACAGAUGGAAAACAAAUGUCAUAUUCCCAUCUUGGUACAGGCAUUCUAUGACAAAAAUGGUGGGUUAAACUUGUUUUUGAAGCUAGCUAAACCUCCCACUUGUAUGACUGUCAUUGACAGUUAAAAGUUGUUCAUAAAUCCGUUAUGUUAAUAAAGUUGGGUUAGCGAUCUAAACAGACACGAUAGGUAAAUGUGACAAUAAUUGGGAUUCAGAAGCUACAACUAUGCAAACAUACAUCCGACAUAUAACUCAGAUGACUUUAAAAUGUAAACAAAAAUAAAGAUAUAUCUAGGAGACGUCAGCAAAAUAAUUUUAGUAGUUGUUUAACAAUUUGACAAAAGAUGAUGCUCACGUUGUAUGAUCAUGCUUUAGAUUUUGGUUUGCUUUAACGGGUCGAUUGGCUGGCAAAAUAUACGACAAGGUCAAACUCGUGCACUGAUAAAUCAAUUUUAGCCUACAAUAUGAAAAAGCCUAAAUUGCACCAUCAUAAUGUCGGUUUCAUGUACGAAAAUUUUCUUGGGUCAAAACUGGUGGAUUCACCCUUGAUUGAAUUAUGAGAUUUAUCAUAUACUUAUAUGGUUGCUUAUAAAACAAAGACUUUGUCCGUUAUCAUAGAUGUUUCAAAAUUGAUCAUAAAGAUUUAUAGUUGUACAGUGUUUAUUAUAAUUGUUGAAUAUAAUUAGAUAACCCUUAAUCUUAUUUUUGUGUGUUUCAAUGAUUUAGAUAUAGAUUAGAACUUAUUGUUACCUAUUUUUUUAUUCAUUGCCUUGUUUAUCCUUGAUUUUGUUGGAAAAUUGUUCAUAUUCUAGAAAGAAAAAAAAAUACUUUGCACUUACUUUUCUGGGAAAACAUUUCACUUAUUGCAUUUGUAGUUAAUCAUGUUAUUUAACCCAAUUAUUGUUUUUUUAAUUUUUAAUCUGAUAUUUUAUAGAAACAUUAUACAUGUAUAUAAUCAAGUUUAAUGUCACAAUUGAUAUGAAAUAAUAUGUGUGUGCAUGUUGGCAUUUUCCCCUAAGUUAGGAUGGCUGAUGGAUCUAUUUCGGAUCUUUGAAAUACUUAUGUGGCUUCUCUGAUAACACAGUGUCAUUAUGAAGUUACAAAUGAAUUGUUAUAAUUAAAAAUACAAGGAUUUUUUCCCUGCAGAGAACGUGGUGAUCUCUCAGUAUGAUAGAUUUGAAUUAUCACCACCAUUCUCAUUAGGAUAGUCGCAUACUAAUAUUUCCCACACCUUCAAAAGAAGGAACUUUCUACAUCCUUUCCAACCAGACAUUAAAGGACAUAUGACCGACCAUGUUUGUAUACCACAGUAAACCUUUAAGAUAUUACCCAAAGAACAAUAAUUGAUAAUUUAUCUUGUGAUAUGUAUCUUUGAUAAUUUGAUUAAUUACACUGUCUUAUAUUAAUUGAUGGCCAUGAUUUCUUCUUAUACACUGUCUUAUCUUAUGGUGGAUGCAUCCUUUUAAGUUGGUAUCAAUUUUCAUGAAGUCAAUAAAUAUUUCGUGGUGUGGUCGAAACCUGCAUACAACUCUAUAGAAAAUGAUUACUUUCUUAAACAUUUAAAUUCGUGUUCAUUGUCAUGAUUUCUACUAAUACAUUGAUUGAUAUAACUUAUUUAGAUUCAAAGUAAAACUCUAGUACAGCUAAAUCAUUAUCUUGAAAUUGAUCCAUUUGGCGACAAUAUUGGGUUCAUUUAAGACGCAAGUCAAAUGUUUAACACUUGUAAAUAUUGUUAAAUACCAAUACUUAAGGAUGACAAUUGAAAGCAUUUAUGUGAACACUGUAUUCAUGACAAAGAAUUGUAUAAUUCUACUGUCUCAUUAGCAAUCAUACCACAUCUUCUGAUUUUUAUAUAAUAAAACAAUGCAAACGGGGAGUGUGUCAAAGAGACAACAACCCGACAAAAGAGCAGAAAACAGCCAAAUGCCACCCAGGGGUCUUUAACACAGUGACAAAAGAGAGAGAAAAAAUUAUGUAAUAUUUCUGCUAUGGUAUUCAAAUGAGAGGCGGAGGGUACUGAACAUGCUGAAGGGAUAUUUAAACUUAUUAGUCAAAGUCAAACUGAUAACGCCAUGACAAAAAUGAAAGACGAAAGUUACAGAACAAUAACAGUCUUCAAAGCACAGAAUAACAAAAAUUUACUUAUCUUUUUUCAGCAUCUGGAACCAUUACCAAAAAGAACUCUGCAAUAACCCGAGAAUGGUUCCAGAUGCUGAAAAAAGAUAAGCAGAUCCCGCUUCACAUGUGGCACCAUUCGUGUGGCUCAUGUUAUUACAAAAUAGGCACAUUCGAGGUAUUCAUAUAAUUGAAUGAAAAAGCCUUAAUUGCACUGACAUAUUGGUGUACGAAUCUUCCUAAUUUUGUAUAGAUAAAAUAAAAUUGUGUUUGCAGUCUUUCAAUUUCUCCAAAAUGUAUAUUUCAAACUAAAUUUUAAAUAAAAAAGUUAAGUCACGAGUAUACCCGUUUGGCAAUUUUAAACUUAAAAUUUGGCCGCUCGUCUAGCAGUAUAAAAUGAUAACAAUCGAACUAAGUAAAGGCCUAAACUGGUGGAUAUACCAUUGAUAUCAUUAUAAGAUGUAUUAUGUACAUAUAUUCAUGCUAAGUUAACAUUCAUUGUAUUUUUUUUUUUUUUUUUUUCAACAUUGAUCGCCUCAAAUCUUAGUUCUGAUGUGUAAUAAUGAGUUAGAUUUAGUAUUUUUAUUAUUAAUACUUUUAUGAUAAUACUAGCAUAGAUGGUGGAGGGAAUUAUUGAAUAAAUAUAUAACUAUA
Molecule: messenger RNA, 7208 nt
Organism: Mytilus californianus (California mussel)
Lineage: Eukaryota; Metazoa; Mollusca; Bivalvia; Mytilida; Mytilidae
Exons: 5
Coding region: 272-3838 (1188 amino acids)
Biological process (GO): protein localization to ciliary inversin compartment
Cellular component (GO): ciliary inversin compartment
Molecular function (GO): protein binding
Source: RefSeq, a predicted model, not a curated record